Molecule: messenger RNA, 928 nt
Organism: Plasmodium knowlesi strain H
Lineage: Eukaryota; Apicomplexa; Aconoidasida; Haemosporida; Plasmodiidae
Product: SICAvar, type I (fragment)
Exons: 2
Source: RefSeq, a predicted model, not a curated record
AUGACAACACCCAGUGGUGGAUUGUUAAAGAAGUGGUUGGAGGAGCGUGCUAAUGUGGCAUCUGCGGGUACGGGGAGUGCGAAUGCCGAGAAGGAGGCCAAGGACAUUACCGACAAGUUGAAGAAAGAUUUGAAGGAAGCAUGGAAUAAAUUGCAAGCGUCCUUGACGAAGGGGGAGGCGCAGGAAAUGACAGAUCUGUGUUCGCAGAACAGGACAUGGUCCAGGACGACAGGGUCCACGACAGAAGAGGAAUAUAAGAAAGAUUUGUGCAAAGCGGUAGUGGAGUUGAGAUAUUUCACCGCGGGUGGAGGAACGGUAGGCGUGAAAGAAUUGAACUUCGAUAAGAGCAUAACCGAAGAUCAGUGGUAUCCCCGCUGUGCCGUGGGUGCACUGGCCCUAUCUGAACUAUACGGGGAUCAUUGUCAUUUGGAGAAAGUCGUAAAUGAAAUAUCAUCUACCGUAGAGGAGAAGUUAAAGGGACAUAGGAGUAGGGGAGCAGAAUUAGAUAAAUGUACGAACAUGAAGAUAACCGAUUUAGUCAUCGCUAAAGCAUUUCUGCACGAUGAAAUCAAGGAAUGGACGGAAGGGAAAAGAGCAGGAGGUCGGGCGAACGGAAGCUGGAGAAUAGGACAGUUGUGGGAAAAAAAGUGGAAUCCCGUUUGUCCGCAGGGUAGGGGGAUGGCUCAAGCAAAGAAGCAUUAUUUAGAAGAAAAUAAGGCAACUGUUGUAUCGUUUUCCGGAAUAAAGGACGAGGGGGACCCUAAAAAUGAUCGAUCGUCCACCUUAGCAGACAUACUGACGAAGCCUGAAUUAACUCUAAAAGAGGAAACCAUAGAGAAAGCACUUACAGCAGCAUUCGCGGGUGGAACUUCUGUGGACACAAACAUCUUAACGCAGACGUUAGAGAAGGAAACUCAGCGCAAAAGAG